Messenger RNA from Carassius gibelio (silver crucian carp), 4434 nucleotides. RefSeq names its product splicing factor 3B subunit 1. NCBI's taxonomy places the organism in Eukaryota, Metazoa, Chordata, Actinopteri, Cypriniformes, Cyprinidae. Gene Ontology annotation, cellular component: catalytic step 2 spliceosome; U12-type spliceosomal complex; U2 snRNP. The record is from RefSeq and is a predicted model, not a curated record. Gene Ontology annotation, molecular function: mRNA binding. The transcript has 25 exons. Gene Ontology annotation, biological process: spliceosomal complex assembly. Bases 91 to 4026 code for a protein of 1311 amino acids.
GUAACGCGCCUGCACGUUCUCGUGAGCGCAGCUGAGUCGGAUGUGCAGUCAAAGGCCUUCCGGUACUGAGGCUCACACAACAGCAGGAAAAUGGCGCAGAUCGCCAAAACACAUGACGACAUUGAGGCUCAGAUCCUGGAAAUCCAGGGGAUGAAAGCUGCCCUGGUGGAGGGAGCUGAGCAAGGGGUUGGACUUGAUUCCACUGGAUAUUAUGACCAGGAGAUCUACGGCGGCAGUGACAGCCGCUUUGCUGGAUAUGUGACAUCAAUUGCUGCCAACGAGCAGGAAGAUGAUGAUGAUGAAGAUUCAUCCACAAGUCUGCUUGGACCGAAGAAACCAGGAUAUCAUGCACCGGUUGCAAUACUCAAUUCCAUUCCUCAGUCAGAUGAGCAGUAUGAUCCCUUUGCUGAACACAGACCACAGAAGAUUUCAGAUCGUGAGGACGAGUACAAGAAACGCAGACAAAAGAUGAUCAUCUCCCCAGAGCGCCACGACCCAUUUGCUGAUGGGGGCAAAACGCCGGACCCCAAGAUGCAGGUCAGGACAUACAUGGAUGUUAUGAAGGAGCAGCAUCUGUCCAAAGAGGAGAGAGAGAUCAGGCUGCAGAUGUUAGAGAAAGCAAAAUCUGGAGAGCUGAAAGCAGUGAACGGCUCUGCUGCAUCCCAGGCUGCUGCGGCCAAACGCAAACGACGCUGGGACCAGACGGCUGACCAUACCCCCAGCAACACCACACCCAAAAAAGUCUCCAGCUGGGACCAGGCAGAUGGAGGUCCUGAAACACCAGGGCACACACCUUCCAACAGUCGCUGGGAUGAGACACCUGGUCGUGCCAAAGGUAGCGAGACCCCAGGAGCUACUCCGAGCACCCGUAUGUGGGAACCCACACCAAGCCACACCCCAGCUGGAGCUGCCACGCCAGGUCGAGACACCCCUGGACAUGCCACUCCUGGCCACGGAGGGGCCACUUCCAGUGUGCGCAAGAACCGCUGGGAUGAGACACCAAAGACAGAGAGAGAAACACCUGGUCAUGGAAGUGGCUGGGCUGAGACUCCACGUACAGACAGAGGAGAUGAAUCAGUGGGUGAGACGCCCACCCCAGGAGCAAGCAAGAGGAAGUCAAGAUGGGAUGAAACACCAGUCAGUCAGAUGGGCUCUUCAACUCCUCUGCUCACCCCUGGAAAAACCCCUCUGGGCACACCUGCUAUGAAUAUGGCCACACCCACUCCAGGUCACCUGAUGAGCAUGACUCCAGAGCAGCUGCAGGCUUGGCGCUGGGAGCGCGAGAUUGACGAGAGGAAUCGUCCAUUGACGGAUGAGGAACUUGAUGCCAUGUUUCCAGAAGGAUACAAAGUACUGCCGCCACCAGCAGGUUAUGUACCCAUCCGCACCCCAGCCCGUAAGUUAGCUGCCACGCCCACCCCCAUCGGAGGCAUGACUGGCUUCCACAUGCAAACAGAGGACAGAUCAAUGAAACAAGUCAACGAUCAGCCCUCUGGAAACCUGCCCUUCCUCAAGCCAGAUGACAUCCAGUACUUUGAUAAACUGCUGGUUGAAGUUGAUGAGUCCACCCUCAGUCCAGAAGAACAGAAGGAGCGUAAGAUCAUGAAGCUGCUCCUCAAGAUCAAGAAUGGAACACCUCCUAUGAGGAAGGCUGCUCUUCGUCAAAUCACAGACAAAGCCAGAGAGUUUGGUGCCGGACCCCUCUUUAACCAGAUCCUGCCGUUGUUGAUGUCUCCUACACUGGAGGACCAGGAGCGUCAUCUCUUGGUGAAAGUCAUUGAUCGUAUCCUCUACAAACUUGAUGACUUGGUUCGACCAUAUGUCCACAAGAUUCUUGUGGUGAUUGAGCCCUUGCUGAUUGAUGAAGAUUACUAUGCUAGAGUAGAGGGUAGAGAGAUCAUCUCCAACUUGGCAAAGGCUGCUGGUCUGGCCACUAUGAUCUCUACCAUGAGGCCUGAUAUUGACAACAUGGAUGAGUAUGUGAGAAACACCACAGCUCGUGCUUUCGCUGUUGUAGCGUCUGCCCUGGGCAUUCCAUCUCUCCUGCCUUUCCUCAAGGCUGUUUGCAAGAGCAAGAAAUCCUGGCAGGCUCGUCACACGGGUAUCAAGAUCGUACAGCAGAUCGCUAUUCUCAUGGGCUGUGCUAUCCUGCCACAUCUCCGCAGCUUGGUGGAGAUUAUCGAGCAUGGUCUCGUGGAUGAGCAGCAGAAAGUGCGAACCAUUAGUGCUCUGGCUAUCGCUGCCCUGGCUGAAGCUGCUACACCAUACGGUAUCGAGUCCUUUGAUUCUGUGCUGAAACCCCUUUGGAAAGGUAUCCGGCAACACCGAGGCAAGGGUCUUGCUGCCUUCUUGAAAGCCAUCGGAUACUUGAUUCCUCUUAUGGAUGCUGAAUAUGCCAACUAUUACACCAGAGAAGUGAUGCUUAUCCUUAUUAGAGAAUUCCAGUCACCUGAUGAGGAAAUGAAGAAGAUUGUCCUGAAGGUGGUGAAGCAGUGCUGUGGCACAGAUGGUGUGGAAGCCAAUUACAUUAAAACAGAGAUUUUGCCCCCCUUCUUCAAACAUUUCUGGCAGCACAGGAUGGCGUUGGAUAGGCGCAACUACAGACAGUUAGUGGACACUACAGUGGAGCUGGCCAAUAAGGUAGGGGCCGCUGAGAUUAUCUCCCGUAUCGUGGAUGACUUGAAGGAUGAAGCUGAGCAGUACAGGAAAAUGGUCAUGGAGACCAUUGAGAAAAUUAUGGGCAACCUUGGUGCCGCUGACAUCGAUCACAAACUGGAGGAGCAGCUUAUUGAUGGAAUCCUGUACGCCUUCCAGGAACAGACCACUGAGGACUCUGUGAUGCUAAAUGGCUUUGGUACGGUGGUAAAUGCCCUGGGUAAGAGAGUUAAACCAUACUUGCCUCAGAUCUGUGGUACAGUGCUGUGGCGUCUCAACAACAAAUCCGCCAAAGUCCGUCAACAGGCUGCUGACCUGAUUUCUCGCACAGCGGUGGUCAUGAAGACAUGUCAAGAGGAAAAGCUUAUGGGCCAUUUGGGUGUGGUGUUGUAUGAGUAUCUGGGAGAAGAAUACCCAGAAGUGCUGGGUAGCAUUCUUGGAGCCCUUAAAGCUAUUGUCAAUGUUAUUGGUAUGCACAAGAUGACACCACCUAUCAAAGACUUACUUCCAAGGUUGACUCCAAUCUUGAAGAACCGACAUGAGAAGGUGCAGGAGAACUGCAUUGAUUUAGUGGGCAGAAUUGCUGACAGGGGUGCAGAGUAUGUGUCUGCCAGGGAAUGGAUGCGCAUCUGUUUUGAAUUGCUAGAGUUGUUGAAAGCCCACAAGAAGGCCAUCCGCAGAGCUACUGUCAAUACUUUCGGCUACAUCGCCAAGGCUAUUGGUCCUCACGAUGUGCUGGCCACGUUGCUUAACAAUCUGAAGGUGCAGGAGCGUCAAAACCGUGUGUGCACAACGGUAGCCAUCGCUAUUGUGGCCGAGACGUGUUCGCCGUUCACCGUGCUCCCUGCGUUGAUGAACGAGUACCGUGUUCCUGAACUUAACGUUCAGAACGGCGUCCUAAAGUCUCUGUCCUUCCUGUUUGAAUACAUCGGUGAAAUGGGCAAAGAUUACAUCUAUGCCGUCACACCUUUGUUGGAGGAUGCUCUGAUGGACAGGGAUCUUGUACACAGACAGACAGCCAGUGCUGUGGUGCAGCAUAUGUCUCUGGGAGUGUAUGGCUUUGGCUGUGAAGAUUCUCUCAAUCAUUUGCUCAACUAUGUCUGGCCAAAUGUCUUUGAAACGUCCCCUCAUGUUAUCCAAGCUGUCAUGGGGGCCCUUGAGGGUCUGCGGGUGGCAAUUGGACCCUGCCGCAUGCUGCAGUAUUGCUUGCAGGGUUUGUUCCAUCCAGCUCGCAAAGUGCGUGAUGUGUACUGGAAGAUUUACAACUCCAUCUAUAUCGGCUCCCAGGAUGCACUGAUCGCACAUUAUCCUCUUGUCUACAAUGAUGAGAAGAACUCAUACGUUCGCUAUGAGCUGGAGUACUUUCUGUGAAUAUAACUACCCUUGUGCACUCUCUCUUUUCUCCUCUAUCUGUGUCUAAUUCAUGGUUUAUAGGACUUGGUUUUUGUUAUGUUACAACCAGCACCACAAAUUCUGUGGUUUAAAAUCUUAUUUCUCAUUAAAGAACAGGACAAAGUCGAAAAAAGAAUCUGUUAAACGUGAUGCUUUUAGGUCUUUGGAUUAGACUUCUGUUUUUACGGCGUGGCACCAUGCACAGUGACAGUGAAGAUAGUAGCAGAGUUUCUGAGGAAUGUGAUUUAUCUUCAGUAAAUCUUUUAACUAGAGACCUGUAUCCUGAUCUGUCGAGCCCUCCCUCUCUCUCUCUCGCUCAGUCACUCAUCUGUUCUUAUUAUAAUGUUGCUUAGUUUGGCGGAAUAAACAUUUGUGUAUUAAAAGUCA